AUGGACGCGACCGUGCAGUCGUGGCGCAAGAAGAUGCCGAGCAAGCGGCAGCUCACGUCCACGAUCCAUCAGCUCGUGCAGCAAAAGGCCGUCGCCGUGCUGUACACGCCCACGGAGGUGGAGCGCAUCCAGGCGAUGACGGACAUGAUGGCGCAGGCCACGAGCGAGUUCGAGGCCGACGAGGACUGGGAUCGGAUUCUACGGGUCGUCGAUGCGCUGAGUAACAUUCGCAAUCGCGCCGUAUUAAAAGAGUCGAUCCGGUACCUGAAGCUGAGGCUCGGUGACCCAUCGUCCCGGGUGGUGGUACUGGCCCUGACGUUGACAGAGUCAAUUGUCAAGAACUGCGGGGAUUUGGUGCACCAGGAGAUCGCGUCGGAGCCGUUUAUGACGGAGAUGGAGGCGCUCUAUCGAGUGCAUGCGAAUCGACGUGGACGGGCUAGUAUGGAGAUUGCCAGCCGCGUACUGGACAUGAUCCAGGCUUGGGGCGAAGCUUUCUUGCCAUUCCGACACGAGUUCCCUCUGUUUGUCGACACGUACCACAACAUGCGGAAGAAAGGCGUCAAGUUCCCGGACCAGUACGACGAGUCCAAGGUGCCGGUACUGACGCCGUCGUCUUCAGACGUGCUGGGUGGCAGUCAAAGUGGCGCUGCGAACGCAACGUCGGUCUCAUCGAUCCAAGCACGCAAAUCCAGAUCGAUCGACACGUCGUCGUAUUCCAACAGUAGCAGUAGACUGGGCGGCUUGUCGACGCCGGAGCUGUACCGCGUCGCUACGAACGUGGCCGAGAUGUUUGAAGAUAUGCUGUACGAAGCGCAAAAGCAAACGUCUGGUAUCGGCAACCACGGCGUUAUGGAAGAAUUGGCGGUGGAAGUGAGAGAGAUCUUGCACAGGAUGGAAGGUGCUAUCCCGGUUGCUCUCUCGGAAGAGGAUGCGAACAUUGAGAAGUACUUGUCCAUCAACGACGAUCUACAUGCCGCACUGAAAAAGUACGAUAUGCUGCUUGCACGAAAUGUGAAGGCAGAAGCAAAGACUGCUGCAAAGUCCGGAAAAGAUAUACUGAACGACAUCGAUCUCGUCGAUCCGUUUGGACUCGAGGCGGAUCCGUUGCCGUCAAAAAAUACGACCACGCGGGAUGUGAUCGAUGGCGACGAUUCGUUCGCAGACUUUGUGCACGCACGCGCGGGAUCCAAGGCAAAGCGUGAUGGCCAAAGUACGAUAUAUAGCAGCAAGAGCUCGGUAUCUGAAGUCGAGUCCAAGCGUGCUGUUCCGAUGUCACAGCAAGAACAGGAAGACGACCCAUUUGUAAGUUUCGUGCAGCAGCGGGCCACGAAAAUCCUCAGUAGCAACGACCAGAAUUGCAAAAGCGAGACAAAGCCGGCAGCACCGCAACUUGCGGACCCUGGGAAGGACUUGAUCGAUCUCUGGGAUGAUACAGCUCCUUCCGCGCCUGUUGUUGUCCAACCGUCAGCAAAACCUGGACUAUGGCUGGAAGAUGACCUCACGGCCAUUUCGAGCCAGCCAACUACCGACACGUUGUACGAGCCCGGUACGUCUACAACAGCACAGUUGGAUCCUUGCAGCACAACCAGCAGCACCAUCGACACAAGCUCCAGCGGCCGCUCCUCCACAAAGGCGGCCGCUCCGACGCCCACCCCAUCGAAUCCGUUCGACGCGAUUGAGUUCGCUGCUCCGGCAUUGUCGCAGCAACCGUCACAGCCGGCGGCCAGCAGUUCAUUUAACCCUUUUGACAUCUAA
Messenger RNA from Hyaloperonospora brassicae, 1755 nucleotides. The record is from the annotation of a GenBank genome assembly. Lineage: Eukaryota; Oomycota; Peronosporomycetes; Peronosporales; Peronosporaceae.